ACUGAUCAGUGUGAUUCGGCCUGCGUACGAAGGGCAAUAACUCCGAUUCGAAUACCUACAUAUGUAUGAUGAAAUGGCUAUGACAAUUUCAAGAACUAUUGGUCAUAUUGCCAAGCGAUGCUUCUCUUCGAAGGUUCCAAGUGCACCAACGUGGAUCGAGAUAGAAGAAGAUAAACUACCAAAGACCCCAGAGCUUACAACGGACGAUAUUGACCUUCUAGAACGACUGUCAUUGGUGGAGUUUAAUAACAAGGCAGGGGUAGAUCGCCUCACCAAAGUCAUCCACGCAGCCAACAAACUAUAUAUGGUAGACACAGACGGAGUCGAGCCACUGGACACCGUUCUAGAGGACAGAGUAUUACACCUCAGGGAUGAUGACGUCACUGACGGAAACUACAAGAAAGAUAUCAUUGGUAGUGCAACCAAGAUAAUAGAAGACUACUUCGUGGCCCCUCCAGGUAAUAUACCACUGAUGAAGAUCGAAAGGGAUUACAAACCAAAAACAGCAUCCACAGAAUCUGAUUCAACCACGUGACAAAGAACAAACACUGUUUCACUGUCAAAUUAAAUGAUCUAUCAACUGUCA
Molecule: messenger RNA, 586 nt
Organism: Pecten maximus
Lineage: Eukaryota; Metazoa; Mollusca; Bivalvia; Pectinida; Pectinidae
Product: glutamyl-tRNA(Gln) amidotransferase subunit C, mitochondrial-like
Exons: 5
Coding region: 62-535 (157 amino acids)
Biological process (GO): glutaminyl-tRNAGln biosynthesis via transamidation; mitochondrial translation; regulation of translational fidelity
Cellular component (GO): mitochondrion; glutamyl-tRNA(Gln) amidotransferase complex
Molecular function (GO): glutaminyl-tRNA synthase (glutamine-hydrolyzing) activity
Source: RefSeq, a predicted model, not a curated record